Molecule: messenger RNA, 1739 nt
Organism: Anopheles nili
Lineage: Eukaryota; Metazoa; Arthropoda; Insecta; Diptera; Culicidae
Gene: mRpS30
Product: 28S ribosomal protein S30, mitochondrial
Exons: 2
Coding region: 1-1707 (568 amino acids)
Biological process (GO): translation
Cellular component (GO): mitochondrion; ribosome; mitochondrial large ribosomal subunit
Molecular function (GO): structural constituent of ribosome
Source: RefSeq, a predicted model, not a curated record
AUGCUUUCGAGAAAACAUUUUCGCUCUGCUUUAUGGGUUUUUUGUUACCGCCAUCAUCGUUCACUGGUAACUCGAUCUCUUCCAAGCAAACAUCAUGGUGAUGAGGAUGAAUGGUCUUCCCAACCACCGCAGUACCCAGUCAUUCAAGAUUUGUCAUUUCGAGCUAAGAAAAACCGUGAGCUCAAAUUAUGGCACAACAAGAUUGCACGGCUCAGUACGGUCGAGGAGAAACUGUUCGAAAUCAACAUGCCCAAAUACUACGGGUACAAAUCGCACAUUUUAACGGACCAAAAGUUCCCUUACAAUACGAAACCAUUUAUACAGUACGCCACGAGAACUUCAUUUCAACAAGGACUGCCUCUGUAUUAUGAUCAAUUGAAACUAGAGGCAAAUCAAAUUCUUGAAUCUAUACAAACUCCACUAAAGGACGCAAUUUCUUUGCAACUUGCUGCAGUACGCAGCCACAGCGACGUUAACCCCAGCGUACAGCAAGAACUAGCAACAAAAAGUCUUAUACUACAACUCAACAGAACCAUUACAAAUGCUCUUGCAACUAAGUUCAACCAUUUACAGCAUACUGAAACUGAUUUUGAUCCCCGUCAUGAGGCAUUUUGGUUUCUCGGUGGUAUUUCUCCUCCGAAGCUGGUAAGCAAAAUUAAGCAAGGUGUAGCAUGGCAAAAGGAGUAUGCAAACGAUCCUUACGAUCGCAACAUUCAGUACUUGGGCAAUCCGUAUCUUGCCGUUCGACACCGGCAUCCGCUUGAACCAUUGCUUUCGAAGGACCUGGAAGCGUUCGAUGUACAGCCGGAUGAUGGCGGUAUGGCGGAUAUCGUACCGAACUACAGAUACGAUCCGCUUGCUUUGGGGUAUGGGACGGAUUUCCGUCACGCCACCACUGUGCCGGGCUUUUGGCCCGGAGAUGAACACGAGUUUGGCCUGUUAUCAUUUCAACGAAUGUGUACACCACGUAAAAUCCAUGCCACUACUACGGGAACGGAUAUGCUAAAUGCUGAAGCGGCUUCUUUACUUGAUUCACAAGGAAUUCUCAGCAGCUUUGCAUGGUUACUGGGCCAGGCUUGCUAUCAAGGCUUUUCUGUGUUCAACGAUAUCACUUACCCGCUGACCACGCAGACGGUGCUUACGGAUGGGAAAUAUUGGUCUUUCUAUGCAUAUCAGUUAAAUACUGUACUACUGCAUUCGGAUCAAGUAAACACGAACAAACGGUACAAUCUGUGCUGGGGAACGACCGCUAUGCCACUAUACGAAUCGAUUGAUGAAAAUGGCAACAUAUACGGCCUCAAUAAAGAGGUGCUUUCCCAGUUGGUUAUGUUUUACAUCAAUCAGCCUCGAGAACGACUCUCCGUUAAUCUCAAGCCACACCUUUGUUCCAAAGAAACAACAAUCGCCCAAAUCGAAGACGAAAAUCGACGAGUAUUUUUGCAACAGGCCUACCAACAUUUGGUUUCAAAUCGCCCACGCCACCGGCUGGUACCAGAAGUGUACCAAUGGGAAAAAAUUUACAAGAUUGAUCACAAGACUCGUCCCAUGGAUCCGAAGCGGCGGCCGUUUGAAUUCGGAGAUAAUGUAUACUCCCGUCGGAUGGAUGAACACGCGCUAAAGUACAUUCCUCGUGCUGUACGUCCGGGUGGUCCUAAAAGUAGACCCAAAUUUGAGGCUACAUAUUAUCCUACCGUUCGCAGACAAUAAGGAGAAAAGGACAGUAGUCUAUGUAACACACA